Messenger RNA from Myotis myotis, 1263 nucleotides. RefSeq names its product store-operated calcium entry associated regulatory factor (gene SARAF). Gene Ontology annotation, biological process: regulation of store-operated calcium entry. Gene Ontology annotation, cellular component: endoplasmic reticulum membrane. The transcript has 6 exons. NCBI's taxonomy places the organism in Eukaryota, Metazoa, Chordata, Mammalia, Chiroptera, Vespertilionidae. The record is from RefSeq and is a predicted model, not a curated record. Bases 148 to 1140 code for a protein of 330 amino acids.
CCUGGCGGCUGAGGCUCUGUGGACAGACACCUUCCCUUCUCCGCGGCUGGAGUUCCCGGCGUCACUGAGCAUCUGCGCGCGGAUUUCCACAGCCCCGGUUCGGGUCCGCGAGUGCCUGGUAGCCGCGCACCACCUUCGCCCAGCGCCAUGGCCGCGGCCGGUGGGCCCGGAGCGGACAGACGCUGCCCUCUUCUCGGCCUCCUUUUGCUUCUGAUCGCAGGCCCUGCCCUGGGCUGGAACGACCCUAACAGAAUAUUGUUGCGGGAUAUACAAGCUCUUACCCUCCACUAUGAUCGCUAUACCACCUCCCGUAGGCUGAAUCCGAUUCCACAGCUGAGAUGUGUUGGAGGCACAGCUGGAUGUGAUACUUAUACUCCAAAAGUUAUACAGUGCCAGAACAAAGGCUGGGAUGGUUACGAUGUACAGUGGGAAUGUAAGACUGAUUUAGAUGUUGCAUACAAAUUUGGAAAAACUGUGGUGAGCUGUGAAGGCUAUGAAUCCUCUGAAGACCAGUAUGUACUAAGAGGCUCCUGUGGCUUGGAGUAUGACUUAGAUUACACGGAACUUGGCCUGAAGAAAUUGAGAGAGUCUGGCAAAAACAAUGGCUUUAACCCGUUCUCUGAUUAUUAUAAAAGUAAUUCCAGUGGCAUCAGUGGACUGAUUACCAUCGUGGUGCUACUUGCUAUUGCCUUUGGAGUUUAUAAGUUGUUCCUUGGUGGUGGUCAAGAUUCUCCUCCACCGUAUUCUGAGUCUCCUCCGUAUUCUUCCGGUUUUCAGGGAUUCACCAACUCAGCAGGACCCCCUCCCCCGGGCUUUAAGCCAGGGUUCACAGGAACGCCUGGUGCAACUUACGGUUUUGGCAGUGCUUUCACAGGACAACAAGGAAAUGCAAAUUCGGGACCAGGUUUCUGGACUGGCUUGGGAACUGGAGGAAUAUUAGGAUAUUUGUUUGGCAGCAAUAGGGCAACAACACCCUUUUCAGACUCAUGGUACCGCCCAUCUUAUCCCUCAUAUUUCGGCACAGGAAAUAGCCGUGCUUACUCCCCGCAUUGUGGAGACUCCGGUAACUAUUCAGCAUGUUCAAGUUCACAGACAAAAACCAGAACAGCAUCAGGAUACGGCGGUACCAAAAGACGAUAAGAAAGUAAAAAGUUGAAGUGAAACACUGGACGCAAAAUUUCUGAUUUUUCAUCACUUUCUCUUAAAAAGUGCUACCAGCCAAUAACUGGGAAAGGGAAUAUUAAAACAUUCUGUGGUGUUUUG